This is a messenger RNA of Morchella importuna, 1560 nucleotides long. RefSeq lists its product as uncharacterized. Gene Ontology annotation, cellular component: nucleolus. The coding region runs from base 1 to 1560 and encodes 519 amino acids. The record is from RefSeq and is a predicted model, not a curated record. The transcript is spliced from 2 exons. Gene Ontology annotation, biological process: positive regulation of transcription by RNA polymerase I; rRNA processing. NCBI's taxonomy places the organism in Eukaryota, Fungi, Ascomycota, Pezizomycetes, Pezizales, Morchellaceae. Gene Ontology annotation, molecular function: protein binding.
AUGGCCACUCCUGUCGUCCGAAUCCAACCUACAAAACUCCCAGCACUCCCCGCCUCCACCACCCCCGAACAGCGGUACUGGCUUUCCUUCAGGUCUCCAUUACUAAUUCAUGAACAUGCCUCCGUUUCAUCAAUUCACUUCUCACCACUUGCGCCGCAUGAUUUCGCCAUUACUUCCUCAACAUUAGUCAAGUUAUUCUCUUCCAAGACCAGAUCUGUGUCAAAAACGAUCUCGCGGUUUAAGGACAUCGCAUACUCUGGGAAUGUUCGAUUCGACGGGAAGAUUCUUGUCGCCGGAGACGCGACUGGACUGAUCCAAGUUUUCAAUCUUUCUUCGAGGGCUAUUCUCAAAACAUGGAGUGAGCACAAGCAACCCGUUCAGGUAACAAAGUUUUCGCCUAGCAAUCUGACCACUCUUUUGUCUGCGUCCGAUGACACCACUGUGCGGCUUUGGGAUCUUCCGUCUGGGAAGUCAACCAGCACGUUCCUCGGCCACAGUGAUUAUGUGCGCAGCGCUGCCUUUCUUCCCACUAACAGUACCCCACUCAUCGUAUCCGGGUCUUAUGAUGGCACCGCACGCUUGUGGGAUCCGCGACAGGCAUCUGGAAGCGUCAUGACGCUCUCUCACCCUUCGGCGAUCGAUGCGCUUCUCCCAAUGCCGGGUGCGACUACAGUUCUUGUUGGCUCGGGUCCUGUUGUCCAGGUCUGGGAUAUCGUCGCCGCAAAGCCACUCACAGUCCUCCAGAAUCACCAGAAGACAGUAACCUCCAUGGCUGUCUCGUCAUCGUCUGCUGGACGCCGGGUCCUUACCGCUGGUCUCGAUGGACACGUAAAGAUCUAUGACCCUACAUCCUGGAAGGUUGUCCAUGGAAUCAAGUACCCCGCACCUGUUCUCUCAGUGGGCGUAUCACCCGAUGAGAAACAUCUUGCUGUUGGUAUGGUCGGUGGAUUGCUCUCUAUCAGAACUCGUAGCAGCGGCAAGGACAAGGCAAAGGUCACGGACCAGGACAAAAUAUUUGACAUGAUCGCCGCCGGAAUAGACCCCAUUACCGGAAGAGGAGGGAAGAAGGAGAAGAGCAGUGCUCUCAAGCGAAGACUCAAAGGAAUAGACUACAAGGGAGAAGGGACAGACAUCGUUGCCGAGUUAGGCUAUAGGGGCAAGAAAGAGAGAUCUUGGGAGAAGACUUUAAGGAAGGGGAGAUAUGCAGACGCGCUAGACGCAGUUUUGGUACCAGAUACACUUCCGUUAACAACCUUUACACUGCUCAAUGAACUACGUUAUCGGAAUGCAACAAGGACUGCACUGGCAAACAGGGAUGAGAUAACCUUGCAACCAAUCCUAAAAUGGCUGGUCAAAUAUAUCACUGAUCCACGAUAUGUGGAGGUCAUUGUCGACGUUGCGUUGUUGAUUCUUGACAUGUAUUCUCAUGCCCUUGGCCAAUCUCCCGAGUUUGACGGAUUGAUAAAGAAGCUGCAUGAUCGUGUCAGCAGUGAGGUAGAAAACUCAAAAAUGGCCUGUCAAACUAAAGGGAUGUUAGGGAUGUUAUUGGCAGCUUCGUAA